AUGCCGAGUCCUCGUGACGAUAUCAGUGAGGCUUCCGCAGCGUCUGCGCCUGAACCGCGCGUGAAAGGCUUCUCGCUACAGAGGAGUCCGCGCGGCCGACAGGAACUCACUGCAGUGGAGUCGCUCUCUCCGGACAAGAAGCUGGUCGAGGCCGACUCCGGGUCUGGAGAGCGGCCGCUGUUUUUCCGGCGCACGAACGUCGGGCGAUCCACGAUGGAGCGUCGAUCAAGCUACAGUUCCUUCUCGACGUCGUCGUCAUCGUCGCCGCCCAAGUCGCCGAUGUCGAACAGCUCCACGAACGCAGGGUCGCGGUCAUCUCGUGUGGCAGAUUUGGAGAGGGAGAUCACGGCGAUGCGGUCGAGCCACGAAAACAUCGUGGCCGUGCUGCGAGCGACGAACAAGCAGCACGCAGCCAACGUGCUGGAACUGCGCGCGCAGGUGGCAGCUCUCACCGAGGGGAACCUUUGGCUCGAGCGCCAACUCACCGCCAAAGGGGAACUGGUCCGGGAGCUGCGCGAGAUGGAGAAGCAGCAGCAGCGCGACACGGUCAGCGUGAGUGAAGUCCAGAAGAUCCUCGAGAUCAAGGACGCGCAGAUCCAGACGCUCGAGCGCGAAAUGGCCCAACUGCGGCAGCGGCUGGCCCGCCUCGAAUCGGACAAGGACAGCCAGCUCUACCAGCAGUUCCAGCACUUUGAAGCGCGGCGGGAACGCGACGAGAAGCGUAUCAACGAGCUUCGGAAGGAGGUUUUGGCCAUGGUGCGUCCUUGUGUAGACUGUCACAGUGAUGCAUCGCAACUAACCCGUGACGUGCUUUGUGCCUCGCAGUGCAACGAGAGAUUCGAACUGCAGUCCGAAAUGCGCGACCUCAAGGAGAUGACGCUACGAUUCUUUUGA
Molecule: messenger RNA, 894 nt
Organism: Phytophthora sojae
Lineage: Eukaryota; Oomycota; Peronosporomycetes; Peronosporales; Peronosporaceae
Exons: 1
Coding region: 1-894 (297 amino acids)
Source: RefSeq, a predicted model, not a curated record